UGGAAUCUGAACUUCUUUUACAUGGCACAAGCAUGUUUUUCCUGGCAGGAGUGGAAAAGAGGAAGGUGUAGUAGAAAAAAACUGCACCGCCUGUUUCUUCUUGGCAGCAGUGGAAGAAUGGCAAUGGGCAAAAACGGCGGCGCUUUUGUUCAAACGGCCAACGAACAUAAGCAAAGCAGGACGAGGACGAGGCAGAGAAAGCAAAAGCAGCACGUAGCAAGCCAACCCAAAGACCUUGCUUUGUUUUCAGUUUCAGCCAUCAGUCCACACUUUCUCCUCUGCUUUUGUCUGCUCCCUCUGCUCUGCCAACAGUAGGAGCAGUGGUAUUGACGAAUCAUGAGUGUGCGUGAGCGUAUCAACGCAUGGGGCCUAUGAAUUCUCAGCUCCUCAUGCCUGCCUGACUGCCGCCAGGGGGUUUCGAAAACCCAUGCUGCAUGCACGCACACAACACACGACAGGCAUAAUUAGCGCCGGGCAGAGUUCAGAUCAUGCCUGUCUCCUGCCCGUGCCGGCGCUCCCUCGCUUUCCAUUCUCCGACAUCGCCUUCUAGCUAGUGCCGGCGUGUGUACGGCGUGGCAACAACAAGUUGCACGCUUUAAGCCGUCUCCCGCCCCACUGAAACUGCAAGCUCGCACACUCAGAGCACAGAGACUGACACCAAGACCUCGACUCGAAGUUGCAGGAGCCAUGAGAUGGGGAAGCAAGAAACAGCAGCACGGGACGUCGCCGUGCGCGCCGGAGCAAGGAGGCGAGGCCGGCGAGCGCAAGGGCAGUGCCAAGAGCAAGGCCUUCUCCUUCUCGCCGCUCUCGUGGCUCGCCAAGCUCGCCUCCAACUCCAAGCUCAGGGCGGCCACCAAGGUUGGCAGUGGCACCACCCCCAAGCACGCGCUCGUGUCCACGCACGAGGAGCGCGCCGCCCCGGCCUUCUCGUCGUGCCUCCGCGAGCGCACCACCCCGGCUAAGGUGGCGAUCGCGCGGGUGGGCCGGCGCAGCUCGCCACGUCGCUCUCCCGCUGCCACCUCUCAAGUUGUACCGCGGCGACUCUUUGUUGGCAAUGGCAACGACAACGCCGACGCCGUCGCCGCGCGCGGCCAUCAUCGCUCUCCCGUCGCCGUUGUCGCCACCGAAGAAGUCGUCCCGCGGCGGCUCUCUGUUGGCAACGACAACGCCGACGCCGACGCUGUCGCCGCGCGCCGGCACUGCAGACCCCGGCGCCACUGCUCCGUCGGCGGCGACCGUGACCUCCAGGCGCCGCUCGGCAAACACAUCCCCUUCUCCCUCGCCGGCUCCCCAGCGCAGCCAGCGCCUCCACCACAGACGGCAUCAGCCGCGGCACCGUCGGACACGGACGGCGGGGGAGCACGGCAGAGGCGUCGGCACCGUGGCCGCCGGCACCGCCGCAGCCUCAGCGGCGGCCGGAGGUCCUCGUUCUCCGGAAAGGUGACGCUGAGGGUGAAGGUCCGGUCGCCACGGCGGUCGGCGCCGGAGCUGGAGAGCCUCGCCGUGGUGCGGCGGACGCGGGACCCGCAGCGGGCGUUCCGGGAGUCCAUGUCGGAGAUGAUCGCGAGCAGCGGAGGGACCGACGCCCGGCCGGAGGAGCUGGAGCGGCUGCUGGCGUGCUACCUCGCACUCAACGCCGACGAGCACCACGACUGCAUCGUCAAGGUCUUCCGCCAGGUGUGGUUCGACCAUGUCAACCUGCCGCCGCCCCGACGCGGCCGGGAGGAACACCCCGGCCGCCACGCGAGGCCGUAAAUUAGUGACUACGUCGCCUCGAACGCAAGCAGUUGCUGUAUGUAUGUAGAUUACGUUCUUAUAUGCCGGAUAUGCCAGUUUUAAUAGUUGCUUGGAAUUUUCGUAAA
This is a messenger RNA of Hordeum vulgare subsp. vulgare (domesticated barley), 1862 nucleotides long. RefSeq lists its product as uncharacterized. Gene Ontology annotation, biological process: negative regulation of DNA-templated transcription. Lineage: Eukaryota; Viridiplantae; Streptophyta; Magnoliopsida; Poales; Poaceae. The record is from RefSeq and is a predicted model, not a curated record. The coding region runs from base 688 to 1755 and encodes 355 amino acids. The transcript has a single exon.